CCAGCUCCUGGAACAACAAGAGGGAGCAGGAAACUCCAUCCCCUCGAGCUAGAAAGGGCCCGUCCUGAAGAGAAAGCCUCUGGCCUGUGGGAGCCUCGGGCUAAAUCAUGUUUAGUCCGAGGAUCGUCCUGCUAAACAGCCCGUGGGAAAUCCAGGGCGUACAAUAGGGUAUGUUGCAGCUCGAUGAUAGCUCGAUAGAGAUCGAUAGAGCUCGAUGACAACUUAUUUCAGUGUUUUUUUGAAAUUUUUUUUAUUCUGUUUUCUUACAAAUUUUUUUUCAUGUGUUGUUACAGAUGCCUAAGUUGCUUGUUCCGUUCAGUGAUCACUUUCUUGGUCGAGUGACAUAUCGGGGUAGUAGUACUUUAAAUCACAUCAAGACCAGGUUUUUGGAGCUCGGGCUGCUUGAAAGGGCUAAGGAAUCCCCUUUUAAGCAAUUCUUUUUGGCUUCGGAGUUUAAUUUCUCCGGAGUCUUGGUGCAUCAACUGUUGCUGAGGAAAAUCGCCAGCAACAACGAAGAUGAGGUGCAUUUUUUCUUGGGGUCGAAGUCUUGUAGAUUCGGCAUGGGAAAGUUUGCCCUGGUGACGGGGUUGGAUUUCAGUGCCUUCCCGUCACCAGAAGAGUUGGAAGGGCGUAAUCUCAGCGAUCGGUUGAUAAAGGAGUAUUUCAACGAUGCUGAGAAAGUAAAGCUGUCACAGGUGGACCAUGCUUUCAAGACUUGUACGGUUGUGGAAGAUGUGUACAAGCUUGGUCUAUGUCUGUUUGUUGAGGGGGUUCUGAAUGCCAUUGAGGGCAAACUGCACAUUUGGCGAGAUAUUCUAAAAAUUGUUGAGAAUGUAGAGUACUUCUUCAGCUAUCCAUGGGGGAAGUACUCUUAUAGGAGGCUAUUGCAUUCUUGUAAGAAGGACAUGGUGAAGCAAAAGGCCAACUAUGAUGCCAAGAAGGAUGCCAAGGUGCAGCAAGAGUCCAAAUACAGUAUGUAUGGUUAUGCCCCCGCCUUACAGUACUGGGCAUAUGAGGCUAUCCAACAGCUUGCGGUGGAGCUUGUUGUGAGCUCGGGAAACAUGUUCCCGAGGAUGCUUAGCUGGUCGCAUCGGAGGAACAAGGAUUUCACCAAGUCCGUCAUCGCACCGAUAUUAUUGAAGAAGAAUUUAAUUGUUCUUCCGAUGUUGAAGCCUCGGCCAGCAGAAAAAGACUAUUACUUGUCUUUGACUGAGGGAGAUCUUCCCCUUUAUCCUGGGCUUGGCCAGGAUCCCUCGGAGACUGAUGAGGAGGAGGAUGCGACUUUUGAGAAAAUGGCAGAGAAAGUUUCUCAGGCUGCCGAGGCAGCCAAGAUAUUUGUUGAUGCUGCCCCGGGGGAGGAGGUUGCAGGUCCCACCCCUCCUAUUCCCCCAGCCUCAGCCCCAGCCUCAACCUGUGCCCCAACAUCAGCCCCAGCCUCAGCCCCAGCAUCAACCUGUGCCCCAACAUCAGCCCCAGCCUCAGUGUCAGCCCCAACACCAACCCCACCACCAGCCUCAGCCUCAGCCCCUGAGCUGGCCGACUUGAUUGGGCGGUUGGACAGAGUCGAGGGUCGACAGGAGACCCUCUUGAAGAACUAGUCAGUGAUCUUGGACGUACUCAGUCAGAUCCUGACAUUUGUUAAGGAGAAACCGAGGGGGUCCAAUGAAGAUUCAGAGUCAGAGUCAUUGGAUAUUCCGAACCUAUCGAGCCCUUGUAAUAUAAUACAACAUAUCCUACCGAGCUCUUAUCGAGCUCCUAUCGAGCUCAUGUCGAGCUCCAUGUCGAGCUCAUAUCGAGC
This is a messenger RNA of Humulus lupulus (European hop), 1798 nucleotides long. RefSeq lists its product as uncharacterized. The record is from RefSeq and is a predicted model, not a curated record. The transcript is spliced from 2 exons. The coding region runs from base 294 to 1598 and encodes 434 amino acids. NCBI's taxonomy places the organism in Eukaryota, Viridiplantae, Streptophyta, Magnoliopsida, Rosales, Cannabaceae.